CAAAUUCUAAUUACUUAACACGCUGGGAUGCUUGUUUUGUCUCCUUUCGGAAUACGUUUUAUAUUUUCAAAAAGAGAAAUAAGUGAAAGUGCGAAUGAUACUGUGUAUUUGUGCCUCAUCUAAACUCAAAACAGCAAAUUCACAUUUAAUAACAUAGACACACACCUCUAUAUGGACAUACUAGUAUUUCCGGAUCCUGUGUUGACGAUCAAUUAAAGCGUACCUUUUUGAAAGAAAAAUAGAAACCUUUUAAAGAAUGCAGCAACGAGAAGAAAAACAACUGGAAACAUCAAUUGAUGCCCUUAUUACCAGAGUGGCUCACUUGAAGGCGUCCUUGCAGAGUUUUAUCAUUAAGCUUGAGACUGAAUAUGACAGACUGACAUGGCCCUCUGUGCUUGACAAUUUUGCUCUAUUAUCUGGUCAGCUGAAUACUAUUAAUAAACUUUUAAGAAAUGAGAAAACCCCUGCCUUUCGGAACCAGGUCAUCAUUCCAUUGCUACUGUCUCAAGACAGGGAUGAAGAACUCGCUAAAUUAACAGAGCAGCGGGUUCCUGUAUUUAGUCAUGAGAUUGUUCCAGAUUAUCUACGUACAAAACCAGAUCCUGAAGUAGAGGAACAGGAGAAGCAACUCAACACUGAAGCAGCUCGAAUGGGAACAGAUGUAGCUCAGAAACAAAUUCAAGCACUCAAUAAACUCUGCACAAACCUUCUGGAAAAGCUUAACAAUCCUCGUGAAGAUCGGGAGUCUGAGAAUGCUGCAAUACGACAGAACAAACCAACCUUUAAUCCUGCUGAUACUAAUGCACUUGUUGCAGCAGUGGUAUUUGGAAAAGGUCUGUCAAAUCGCAGGCCUCAAGGUCCAGGUGGUUCUGUACCUCCUGGACAGACUGUUGGGGGAGCAGGACCUAUGCUUUCUGGAGGUCCCACGUUACAGCAGGUGACUAUGUCAGGAGCUCCUAAUCAACAAGUGGCAAUGGGACCUCAGGUAACAAACCAACAAGGACAGCCAGGAAAAAUGCCCAGCAGCAUAAAGACCAAUAUCAAAUCUGCUUCAAUGCAUCCCUAUCCACGAUAAAUGUUGGCUCACUGAACCGUAUGUAUCAAGGACUGCAGCAUUGUCUACCUGAGCAAGAAAGACCUGGAGUUAUCAUCCUCAGAGUAGUACUGAGAGUUCUGCAAAUUUCAUGUUCAUUUUGAAAUAUUUCAGUAUCUUAGAAAGAAAAGGAAGUUUAUGUAAUCCUGUUAAACUAACUUGAAAUAAUAAAUAAGCUGCUGUUUAGCUGUUGUUAUUAUCCUGCUAUCAAAAUAUCACUAUGCACCAAUGUAACAAUCACCAUUCAAAAUACAUUUUUGAAGUACUUCUGUAAGAUCAGUCAAACCUAAGAAUCACAGUAUUAUUAUGUGUGUUUUUCUUAACGCUGUCUCUGUUUUAGUUUAUGGUGUGCCUAGUUCUUGCAACUUCAGUUAUUAAAAAAAUCAAAAACAAUGUUAUUUUAAUGCUAAUAUUGGGAUAAACAUUAAACUUAAGUUAAUAUUUACAUGCAAUUACAGUUUUUUCUCUGCAUAUUACUUCUAUGAUCAAUAACUCGAAGUUGUAAGUUUCAAUUUCAAGAUGUAAGAUUCUUAAAUCCUAUUUAAUGCCAUUCUCUUUUGUAAUAUUAGGACAAUGUUAGGGACAGGUGCUCUGAAUAUUUAAUUUCUUUAAUAGUAAAGAUUUUAUAAGGCUGUUUUGCAUACAAUGAAUGAAAUACUCAAGGACAUUUAUCUUUAUCUGCCUCAUGUGAAAACAAGUCCUUAUUGAAGUUACUGAGUUACAUUUUUGCUGCCCUCUAGUGGUGACACUGCCAUAUUUUAAUUUUGCCUUUGUGUCUAGAAUAAAAUGCCUACACAAUUAAUGCAUCUUAAA
Messenger RNA from Polypterus senegalus (gray bichir), 1906 nucleotides. RefSeq names its product mediator complex subunit 8 (gene med8). The record is from RefSeq and is a predicted model, not a curated record. The transcript has 7 exons. Bases 257 to 1075 code for a protein of 272 amino acids. Gene Ontology annotation, molecular function: RNA polymerase II cis-regulatory region sequence-specific DNA binding; transcription coregulator activity. Gene Ontology annotation, cellular component: mediator complex; core mediator complex. Gene Ontology annotation, biological process: regulation of transcription by RNA polymerase II. Lineage: Eukaryota; Metazoa; Chordata; Cladistia; Polypteriformes; Polypteridae.